Molecule: messenger RNA, 312 nt
Organism: Trypanosoma rangeli
Lineage: Eukaryota; Euglenozoa; Kinetoplastea; Trypanosomatida; Trypanosomatidae
Product: putative RNA-binding protein
Exons: 1
Coding region: 1-312 (103 amino acids)
Source: RefSeq, a predicted model, not a curated record
AUGGUGCUGUGGAUGGCGGAGUGUGCCAUAGCCACUCUUCAUGGUCGCCACUGCGCUUCAAAGGAUUUUCCACUAAUGGUCCUGUACCAUUGUGGCAGUUCGUCGGUCGCGAUCUACGGCCGUAGUGAGGGCAGGGAGUACGCUGAAGCCUUUGCAGAGGAUCGUAACCCUUCGCCGGUACCCUUAGAGGACCUUGAAGAAAACUUAGAGCGAGCCGACGUCCCACUCCUACCUUUAGAGACGGAAAUGUUUGAAGUAUCCAACUGGAGCAGCCACAGUGGGGUCUCACAAGAUGGGAUGAAAACCCUUUAA